Messenger RNA from Mya arenaria, 2342 nucleotides. Its product is annotated as thyrotroph embryonic factor-like. Bases 260 to 1024 code for a protein of 254 amino acids. NCBI's taxonomy places the organism in Eukaryota, Metazoa, Mollusca, Bivalvia, Myida, Myidae. Gene Ontology annotation, biological process: regulation of transcription by RNA polymerase II. Gene Ontology annotation, cellular component: nucleus. Gene Ontology annotation, molecular function: DNA-binding transcription factor activity, RNA polymerase II-specific; RNA polymerase II cis-regulatory region sequence-specific DNA binding. The transcript has 2 exons. The record is from RefSeq and is a predicted model, not a curated record.
UUGUGCAAGCGGGUCAUCCAAAGUUCACCGUAACGAGAAAUCAUAUAAGCAGUGGUCAUUGGUUGACCAGUACAGUUAAGCUUGACCAGUGGGUGGAUCAUAGUGUACGUUAGCUCACUCUCUCGUUAGAGUAACCACAUUUUACAACAUCUUACAGAUGUACACGGAAGAUUGGAUAUAUUGAUGGACUCUUAAGUAUUUAUCUAACAGGAUUUUAGUUUUGAAAUAUAGAAAAUAGUUUCAUGAAAAGGCCAAGAAGAUGACGGAAGCAGCGCUAGACCUCUCUGCUAAAUCCUCCCUGGGCAGCACCAAGUCCGACAAGGACUCAUUCAGUCUCAACUAUGCACCUGAGUCCCCACCCUCGCCUAGAACUCCCCUAAGACACACCUCCGGCGCCGACGACAAUGAAAGUGACUCGUCGUCGGCACCAACGUCAGCCAUAAAAGCAGUUCUAGGUCCAGUGCCAUCGAGUCUUCGGGACUCCCCUUGUUCAGUUGCCGACGGUGAAAAACAAGACUCUCUUCCAUCGUCGCCAUCGACGCCGAUAAGUAGACCAUUUAGUUCGUAUGCUAUGGAAUCCAUGGCAUCAAUGUUUUCGUCUCAAUCAUCACUUCUCGCAGCAUCCCAUUCACAAAUGCCGAUGGGGAUGGGACUUUCGUCCCUAUAUGACAGUUCGUCGGCGUUCCCGGCAUUCCCAGUGACUCCAUUAACAUCUCAUCUUUUGCAGAGGAAACGCCGAGCAGAAAGUCGAGCUAGUGUAAGUUCCAUAAACGAUAACAGCGAUGGUGAAGGCAAAAAACUUAAACAUGUGCCGGAUGAAAACAAAGAUGAAUCGUAUUGGGAAAGGAGGAGAAAAAACAAUGAAGCAGCUAAAAGAUCUCGGGACAGUCGUCGGCAUAAGGAGGAAGAGAUAGCAAUGAGAGCAGCUUUCUUGGAACAAGAGAACCUCAAACUCAGAGCACAAGUGACCAUUUUAAAGAACGAAACUGCUAAACUUCAUUACAUGCUGUACAACCGAAUAUGAGAUUUUUGUUCCUAAGUUUGUUUGCUUUGGUAUGAAACUCACAAUUACCUCAGUGCUUUGGAUCUGGACGAUAUUUAAAUGUGCUUUCUCAGGAAUAUGUUUUAUAUCUGUUGUUUAAGUGUGUUCAGUGGAUUUACUUACAAAUAGUUUUAUAUAUGUGUGUGCUGUCUGUAAAUUUUAACAUAUGUAAAUAUCAUUAUUUUACAAAAUAUUUAAAAUGUACAAAUACCUCAUUCGUGCUAACAAACUUCUUUUUUCCCUUUAAAGUUACAAGUUAGAUCAAUUUAUUGUUUGUCUUGUAAAUUGUGUUUAUUAUUUAUGAAGCUAAUAGUAUAUGUAAAAUUCCUGCGACCGACUUGUAACUGAUUCUAAACAUAUUUCUUUCUCAAUUUGGGAUAAAUAUUUUUGGAACUAUUUGCGAGGCCCGUCCGGGUACUAUAUGACCGAUAAAACCUCAUGUAGGGCCUAUCUUGGUGCAUUUGUAUGUUGUACAGUAGAUAGUAUAUAUCUGUUAGACUAACGUUUUAUUUCUUAAACAUUUAAAACAAAAAUGCAAUUUUGAAUAUACAGGAUUUUAUUAUUUUAGUGAUUUUUUACUAUCUUUGUAUAAUUUUGAAAUGAAACUUUCAUUAACUUACUUAUGAACAACAGAUAUGUGUUAUGCAGUACUAUAUACGUAUUUUGAAUCACUUGGUAUUGUUAUUUCUCAGGUAACAAUUCCUCAGGACACUCCAUAUAUAUCCAUCUACCUUAGUGUUGUGAAUGCUAACAUUUACUUGAAUUCGUUUAAAUGUUGGUGUGAUUUGGCCUUUAAACGGAACUCUUUUACGGGGUCAGCAUCGAAUUUGAUAUGUUCGUUUGAAAUGUGAACAGAAUGCUUGCUAUGCUGUAAUAAUUAAAAUGAUACAGUUUUAUAGAAUAUUUUCUGAUAUGUUGGAAAGUGUAAGUAACGCUAUUUAAAAAAGAUAACUACUUUAAGUUUGGAUUUACAAAAUUGUAUUCAAAUGAUACAUGUCAGUUGCUGUUAUUGUUCAAAAAUUACAACAAAAUAUAUCGUAAAUCUGAGCGAGUCCAUUCAAAUAUUGAUGAGGGAGAAGUGUUGUUGUUUUGAAAACUUUUGAUAUUUCAGGGAAUCUCACAUUUUGUGCUUAAAAUAUGCGUUUGUAAAAUCAGUGCUUAAAUAUGUAAAUCUGUGCUUAAUUAUGUGCGUGUUUUGAGAGUCAGUGCUUGAUUAUGUGCGACUGCAAAUCUGUGCUAUAUCAGUGCGUUUUGAAUGUGUUUGUGUGUUUACAUGUCUAUGUUUAUGUUCUGUAUGCAU